Messenger RNA from Arabis nemorensis, 1425 nucleotides. The record is from the annotation of a GenBank genome assembly. Lineage: Eukaryota; Viridiplantae; Streptophyta; Magnoliopsida; Brassicales; Brassicaceae.
AUGAUAAAACGAUCCAGUAACUGCUCUAUUUGCGAGAACACGAAUCGUGCUUCUAUCUGUAGUGUUUGCGUUAAUUAUAGAUUGAAUGAGUAUACUACUUUGUUGAAGUCACUUAAGACUCGAAGAGAUUCUUUGUAUUCAAGGCUUGGUGAGUUAUUGGAAGCUAAGGUUAUAGCUGAUGAUCAGAAGAAAUGGAGAUUGCUUCAUAACGAUAAGCUUUCAAGCUUGAAAAUUAGUCUUGUGCGUAACAAAGAACAAGUAACUCAAGGGAAGGCUAAGAUUGAAAGAGAAUCUCGUGAUCUCAAAGCUAGAUAUGGAGUUCUUGAUUCAGCUCGAUCCACGUUGGAAAAAAUUAGAGUUGAACAAGUGGACAAGUAUUUUCCAAAUCUAAUAUGUACUCAGAGCCUUGGCCAUAUGGCUAUCUCAUCUGAGCGUCUUCAUAAGCAGUCAGUGGUUGUGAAGCAAAUAUGCAAACUGUUCCCUCUACGCCGAGUUAGUUUUGACGGGGAGAGUCAGAAUGGUUCAGUUGGUCAGUGUAAUCUUAUUUGCAAUUCACGGCUCCCAAAGGGUCUGGACCCUCAUUCCAUCCCAUCAGAAGAGCUCGCUGCCUCUUUGGGGUACAUGGUCCAGCUUCUGAACCUUGUUGUUCACAACUUAGCCGCUCCUGCACUCUAUAACUCAGGAUUUGCGGGCUCUUGCUCCCGUAUAUGGCAACGAGAUUCCUAUUGGGACGCACGUCCUUCUACUCGAAGCAACGAGUAUCCUCUCUUCAUACCCCGUCAAAAUUAUUGUGCAACCAGCGUUGAAAACUCAUGGACAGAUAAAAACUCCAGCAAUUUUGGUGUUGCUUCCAUUGAAUCCGACAGAAAAGAAGCACACCUUGACUCGAAAGGAAGCAACAGCUUUAAUUACUCCUCUGCUUCUCCUCAUUCGGUUGAGUCACACAGAGAUCUGCAGAAAGGGAUAGCUCUUCUCAAGAAAAGUGUUGCGUGCUUGACAGUGUAUUGUUACAACUCACUUUGCCUCGAAGUUCCUCCCGAGACCUCAACCUUCGAAGCAUUUGCCAAGUUAUUGGCCACACUUUCGUCAUCGAAGGAAGUCCGGUCUGUUUUCUCCCUGAAGAUGGCUUCUUCAAGAUCAUGCAAACAGGCUCAACAACUCAACAAAUCCAUAUGGAACGCUCAUUCUGUCAUCUCAAGCUCCUUACUUGAAAGUGCUCAUCUUCCGAGGAACGCAAGUUAUAACCAGGAUCCGAACUCAGGAGCCAGUUAUCUCUCUGCAACUGAAUUAUCAGAGACCCGAAAGAACAACGAUAUGAACGGAUGGGACUUGGUGGAGCAUCCCAAGUACCCGCCACCACCAUCACAGUCCGAGGAUGUUGAGCAUUGGACACGCGCUAUGUUUAUUGAUGCCAAGAAAAGAUGA